GACAAGAGCUGCAAAACAACAGCAAGGAAAAGUUGUUCACAAAAAGCUGAUUGUUCGAGAAAAACUGUUGUGCAAUAUAUGGAAUCAAGUUCGUUCGAUCUUACCGAACAUAUUGCAGUAAUAUGAGAGCGAGAUCUUAGAAGAGAGUAUAGUACAAUCAAAAUAUGUAUACUGUCCAAGAAAGUAUUUUCAGAAUAAAGUUCACGAUAACGAUCAAUCAGAAGUACAACUGAUACGUAUUCUACGCAACCAGCGUCUCAAUGUUACAGACCCCACCCACGCGAACAGUUGAUGUGCCUGUUGAAAAGUAAGUCUAGAGGUGAUUAUUCUUUGUAGUCGCACUAUAAUCAGUAAAAGAAAAAGGAUAAAGCUGACUGUCUUCUAUGAUUUAAUGACGUCGUCCUCUACUUCUACUUCUGUGUAAAUUUUUUCCGACGAGAAUGUCUUCCUCGCCUUUGCGGUCGGUACUAGCGCAACUCACGACGACCUCAUCUCAAAAAUGCCUGGCAAGAACUGGGGACUACAGCCAGUUUUCUCGCUGUGCUUUUCUGGCGGGGGGACGGAAACACCAGUCAGCCUAAAUAUGCUCCUCUGGUGACCAAGACAACGCGCGAAGAUAACUACUCUCAUACAGCACUUUCAAUCAGUACUAGAGGACGCCCAAAUAAACCAGCCUGACUGCCAAGAUGAGGGAGAUAAAGAUCGUUGUGGAUAACGUCACAGGGUGCGAGUUCGCACUUGAUGGCGCUUGGUUCAUGCCCCAGACCGACUUUGCUCCGCACAGCCAAGUUGACUCCUUUCAUUCGUCUGCGGUGCUGCACUUCCAGGUAAGAGUUUAUUUUGGGAGUAUCAACACGUUUUAGUUGUUGUGCGUCUGCCGUGUUGCAGAUUUUCAGGUAAGUAUCUGUGAUUGGCAAUAUCUUAAACUUAUAUUGUGAUGAUAGUUGGCGACAUGUCUUUACCAUAUUACAGCCUGCUUUUUCUUAAACUAGCCCACUAACAAGUGCUGGUGCAAAUUUCACGUUUCAAAUGUUUCCCAGGCGCCGCUUUCACAAGCAUUAGGUGGCGCAGUGCGGUUCUGGGAGAGAUUGCCAGUUGCCCAAAGGCGGCAUCGUAGACGACAGGAAAUUAUGAUAUUUUAAUUUUUUGUUUGCUAGUUAGGAGUGCUCCACCGAUGAUAUUAUAGAAGACAAAUAUUUAUAAAUGUUCUACAUCAGACUCUCUAGAGUAGAUUUAAAGGUAGAAAGUAGUGUAGCCUUACCAGCUGUAGGUUGUAGUCGUGUUUUUGGCUCUUCAGUAGCCACUGAAGUCUGCUGGUUUACCUAGUGGACCCACACCUAACCUAGCCUAACUCUCUAUAGUAUGAAGCUUCAUUGCCUACCCUGCUCUUUUACCAUGAUGAUCAACAGGUACGUUGGAUAGACGUCAUGAUUAUUUAUCAUAAUAAUGAUGAAAUACGAGGGGCUCUGGAUGAACACCUAGUAUCGAACAAAGCCCUCUCGUUCCGCCUCUAAUACAAAAGUAGACACUUCAGCGGAGCAAGACGGGAGGUUGGAUCCAGCUGAUGGCAGUGGAGCGAGACCUAGAAAGGAGUAUGGACGUCAACUUUGUAUUGCUUUCGGAAGUCCGCAUCCGGAUAAGGAGUACCAAAUGUUAGAGCAGGAAAUUCCGGAACAAGUGAAAAGUAAACCUGAACAAGGCGGGUCGUCCGCUGGUGCUUCUUCGGGAUCGACAACAAGAACGAGUCAGGGCAAGUUAUCACCUUUGGCCUUGAAUCUGCGGAAUGAGUGGGCACGAGCUGCGCAACAAGCAGGUGAUGCACCUUUUACACUGCUGGUUGGUCCUUGCGAUGGCCACGACGGGCUCGGCACGGGAGAGGGGAUGGUCGGGCAACAAACCUGCAGAUGGGAAGUAGUGGCAGAAGAUUAUGUUGAUGACACAUAGGAAUUUAUUCAACUUUGUUGAAGAGUAGACCACAAGGUCGUCGAUGUUGGUUAGGUACUGCAGUGUAAUUAUGGAAUAAGUAGCUUAUUUUUAGUUUGUUUCAGUUGUAAGCAGAAGUAGAAAUCACACACGGCCAUGUACUUUAUCGUCGCGGACGUUAGUACAAUCCUCCUCUAAUAUAUAGACGACAGCACCAUAGUUCGCCUGCGGAUGGAGGGUUCCAACGACGUCACUGUGAGACAAAAACAUGUACAGCAAAGUGGAAAGAAGGUGCCGACGUCCUCGGAAGGUAGACGCUUGUCCAAUACUAUCCAAAGCAAGGACAUGUGCAAUGGCGGACCACAAGACACCAACAGCAGACCACAAGACACCAACAGCAGACCACAAGACACUGCUUACAACUCUGCUUCGUCGCAGAGAAUAUCGUACAGUACCGCUUCCACGUCGUCCUCCACUAGCAGUCGAGUCACACGAGCAUCUGCGUCGUCCGACAGAGAUCCAGGGGGAAGAGGGAGAAUUAUGCUCGCGGGUUGAUUUGUUCGCACAUAAAGAAAUUACUGGGAAUAACUAGAAGUAGAAGAAGGAGUUAGAAUGAGCGAAAGUGAAACAGUGUGAUUCAAUAACCUAGUGGAAAAUGUUGAAGUGAGUAGCAACACCUCUAGGUAUGAUUCAUAGUCCCUUCUAAUACAUGAGAAGUAGACGCCUCAGCACGAAGUGCAGGCUCUUCAGCAGCACGACCACAACGUAGUAAAAACAACCCAGCAGACAACAAUAACGAGUCCGGAGAUGAUGGUGAAAAUGGCCCAAAAGAACAUGUGCUUACGCCUGAGCAAAUUGCAGCACAUGAAGCAUUACAACAGCAGAUGGCGCUCAGAAUGGCAGAUGCAGAGGAGGUUGCAGAUUUGAUAAAGGAAACCGAAGUUGAUAUCAAUUUAUGAAACAAGGAUAGGAAAAAAUAGAAAGAAAUACCUUGACAUAAAAGUGAUAAGCGAUGACGUAGACAUGAAAAAAACAAACGCAGCUAGGUCUUGGUCUUCACCUGAAGAUUGAGAAUCUGUCGACAGCCAUCUUCUCUAAUUUUCCGACUACGUGACUUGGAUGAUAACGGCAAGAGUGACAUCAUACUCGCUUUCGCUCUUUGUGCUGCUCAACAACUUGCUGGAGAUCUGGCUGCUUUAUUACGCGUCGUCGAAAAAGAGGAUGAGCCGGAUCAAGCGGGAGCUGCUGUUGUCGUGAGUGCUACUGCUAACGCUAGUUCCAGUAAACCUGUCCCUGCUACUACUACCGCUACAGCCAACACACCAGCAGCAUCGUCUGGCGGUCCCUCUUCUAUAGCAAUAACUAGUUCUAGUGCCACUAGUGCUGGUAAAGGCGCUGGCUCCGCCGGUAAGGAUAAGCAAGGAUCAACAUCAGCGACUUCGCCUGCUGGUUCAAUAGCCUCUUCAACAUCUGCAGGAAAGAACCCAAAUGCUAGUGGUAUUAGUACGACAGUACAGAACUACUCAGCUGAGAAGAGCCCUUCUGGUAAAGAAAAAUUUUUGAACGAGCAGCAGGGUGGGUCUCUACCAUCUAAGCUUCCCGCGAAUAAGGGCGUGACUUCGAGUAGUAUGGGUGCUAGCGGUAAAGGCUUUGCGCCUCCGUCUAGACUCGGUCCCGCUAUACAGAGUCAAGCCACCGAGGAAGGUGAGAGCGCAGAUUCGGCGAAAAUGGAGGCGAGUGAAGCCGCAGAUGUGAGCUCAAGUCAACAAAAAGAUGAACUACCCCCCCGUACUUCCCAGGAAUCAAUUAUAGAAAAGGGACCCAGACCAAAAGGUGCCCAACCAGAGGGAGACGCUUUACCAGGAGGAACUGCUUCUUCGAGUAGAAACAGUUCGAAGAAAAGCCAUUCUGGGAUGUUAUCAGAUUCGUCUGGUAGUGGUUCCGAGGAAGCAGCUACGAGUAGCAGUAGUAGUUCCAUCGAUGGUAUUGUUGAUCGGCAUGAGGAAGCUAUCUUAGAUGCGUCGAGAUCGCCCGACGACGUACUCCUAGAAGAAGACGAGAUUGAACCAGACGACAAAAGUAGCAGAACGAACAAAAAACCCCUGAACAAGAUGAACUCCCAAGCCCAACAAGAAGUAGAAGAGGCUUCAACAGUGUCUGUGUGUAGUACACCGACUGCAGCUAGUACGAGUGCUACUGCCGCAAGUACCCCAGCUUCGACGACGCCGAGGGACAAGGGACUAGUACAAGGAAAAGAGGGUGGUGUCAAAAGUGGUCCUAGUAUAAUUAUACUAGACAAUGCCGCAACGCCGUCAUCCUCCUCCUCCUCGAGGAGAGGUUCUAGUAGCAGUUCGAGCUUCAAGCGCAAUAUCCCAUCUGGAGGAGGAGGUGGGAAAACGUCGGCCGCUGGCCCUGGUGGUAAAGUUAAGGCUCAGCUUUCAAUGGUCAUUGGGGUUGGUCACUGAGAUCCCUCUUGAGAGAACAGGGAAAAAUGAAGGAAAAGCAAAGGGAGAGGCAUGGGGCCCAUUUCUUUCAGAGUCAGUGACCAUUGAAUGCUGAGCUUUAAUAAAGGUGGCACAUCUGCAGCAUCCUCGCAACCGCACCAGCUUCCCACGUCCUCGCGCAGUGGCCCUGCCAGGGUCCCUGCUGAGUGGAUGCUAGCAGAAAACGCCAAAUCCAUCGCGCGGUUUCGCAAAGUUUUGAUACGGAAGCAUUUAGGCUUACUUCAAGGCCUGCAAGAGGCUUUGCAGUUGGGAAAAACGCAGUACGAACCCUUAGUCGAGGUGUACCGCAAUUGCGUCCAUAUGAACGAAUCAAUCGAAUUCCGGAAAAUCCUAGUGCAGCGAUUCAGCAGUGGCAAACAACGUUUGUUAAUCGUUCGCGAUUUGAUCGCAGCACUCUUGCUAUCAGGAUUGUUGGACGCUAGAUGUCGAGUCAUCAUGUUCCGAGUAGCGGCACGGGGAUUUGAUGUGAGCGUGAUAAAUUGCGAAGCGUGGGAGAGGGAUAUAGGAGGCGCACUGUUCAAAAUUCUCAAAACCGAUCAAUCUCAAGUAGAUAACAGCUCAAAGUACUGGAAAGUGGCUGGCGGUGUCAUAGGAGGAGGCUUGCUGCUGGGUUUGACGGGAGGUAAUUUGAAUUUUUUAAGUCUUUUUUCACAUGUAUUACUAACUGGAAUGGAUAAUCAACAGACCCUGUCAGUCUGCCAUCAGUCGCUUGAUAAGCAACAGACAUGUAUUGCUAACCCUGUCAGUCUUCCAUCAAUGAGGAUGCGAUGUUUUCUCACUAAAAUAAACCUAGGUCUCGCUGCCCCAGCCGUCUCGGUGGGUUUAGGCGCCAUCGGAUCCGCAGUUGCUGGUGCCGGCGCCGCCGUUGGUCUCGGUGCAGCUGGUACUGCUGUUGCGGGUACUCUUGGGGGCGUCGGCGUCUUCUUAUCCUCCCUCGGAACUGCUGGCGCUGUAGCAGUUUUCGGAACGAUUGGUGCAGGCCUGACCGGUGUCAAACUGGGCAAGCGUUUUGGGGAUCUAGCUGAGUUCGUGUUCGUCCCGAUGAGCGAAGAGCGGAAAAUCACUAGCAUCAGUGGGUUCGGAAAUUUCCACUAUAUUCAGCGGUUGCAGCUGUUUUUUGCUGACGGGCGGUUAGUCGAGUAUGGGGAUGAAGAUGACGGAACCGUUUUCGACGCCUUCUGCUUGGAUGCCGACGAAUACUUGGUCAAAGUCGAAGGCUAUUUCAGCGAACCCGACAACCGCAAGAAUCUUGGGUACCGAUUAGAGUUCACGACAAACAAGGGCAGACUAGGAAAAUUCGCUACUACAGGAAGCUACUUGCAGUUGGAGAGUACGAUUUGGAAGUCAAAACAAGCACCGCCAAGGGAGCAAAUUGUGGGUCUCAAGUUCCGCAGGAACCGAUUGCAGGGUUUAGAAACCGAACCUAUCACUGCGACUACGGCGGGCGAAUCGGGGGCAGUGCAGUUGGUUGUAUUCGUCAGUGGCUGGCUCAAGGAGGAGUCGCAAGUCACCGAAACCUGGCGCAGAGUAGCAGCGCAGCACUUUCCUAAGAGUGACCAUUUUUCUUUGAGGUGGGAAACUGCGCAAUUGAUGAAGCUAGGAAGCGUCCUCUCAGACACCGUGAAGAGCUACGUUGGAGAAGCGGCAGCUAAUCUGUGGGUGCGUGCUACUGUAGCCACCGUCUCGGUUUCGGCAGCCUAUGCGAUUGUUUGGCCAUGGUACAAACUACAUUUAUGGAGAUUCAAUUCUUCAUGUACUUACUUAUAAUUAAUAUGUGCAUGAGUCCUCGUGGUUAGAUUCAACGUUUUUGUAUCAAGGAGGACUCAACAAGAUUUUAUCUGAAUCAUAUAGUUUGAAUAAUCCUAUUCUCAACAGAACCCCACAGUGAACUCCUUCUUCCCUAUGCUUCCACAGGUACAUUCUCAACAGAACCCCAAAGUGAAGUCUUUCUUACCUAUGUUUCCACAGGUACGUCGUCUCUUUCAUGAAAGAUUUGGAUCAUGAAUGGGCUGUGAUCAAAGAACGUGCCAAACUCGCCGGCCAAGCACUAGCUAACGCCAUUGCCGAUAGACAAGCUUUAGGCCAGCGACCUGUGGUUUUAGUCGGUCACUCCAUGGGUGCACGAGUUAUCUACUAUUGCCUCCAAGAAUUGCACGCUCUAGGCGCUUUUCAUUGCGUGAUGCACGCAGUGUUGUUGGGUACACCAUGCUCGCCGAAGGGUGAGGGGUGGGAAAGGGCGAGACAGGUAAAUACAUUUUUUUCAUCUUGUUCCUACUAACAAAUCGGUCCUUCCACCUUCGCUGUACAAUUUUCAGAUUAAAUCGUUUUCUGAGACACCUCCCUUCUCACCUCACAAAAAUCACUCCCAGGUCGUUUCCGGUCGUCUAAUCAAUGGCUACAUCACUUCGGAUUGGAUCCUUGGGUUCCUCUACCGUUAUAUGGAGUGGAAAAUUGCAGUGGCCGGGUUGGGACCUGUAACCGAGGCUCAGGGUGUGGAGAAUCAUGAUCUGUCGGAUCUAGUACAGUCCCAUGACGAAUAUCCCAGGAGAAUGGACGAGAUAUUCACGAGGUUGAAAUUCUACUGA
Molecule: messenger RNA, 7012 nt
Organism: Amoebophrya sp. A25
Lineage: Eukaryota; Dinophyceae; Syndiniales; Amoebophryaceae
Source: the annotation of a GenBank genome assembly